UUCCGGGUUCGGAUGAAAAACUAUUCGGUGUAAAUUCUCAAAAAUUUCCCGGGAAAAAGUGUCAACAUCAAAAUCGUGGACAAUCUUUAUAAACAACCUACGAUAUUUUUAGACAAAAAUGAGCAAGGAUAAAAAUCCUUCCCCCAACCUUCCAUGGGUAGAGAAAUAUCGGCCCAAGCAAUUGGAUGAUUUAAUUUCUCAUAAAGACAUAAUCAAUACAAUUGGUAAGUUUGUAGAUGAUGACAGACUUCCACAUCUUCUGUUUUAUGGCCCACCAGGGACAGGCAAAACCAGUACAAUCCUGGCUGUGGCCAAGAAAAUAUACUCUCCUAAAGAAUUUAAUUCCAUGGUUUUAGAGCUUAACGCUUCUGACGACCGAGGUAUUGGAAUUGUUCGAGGCCAGAUCUUGAGCUUUGCCAGCACAAGGACUAUAUUCAAAAAAGGAUUUAAGUUAGUUAUUCUUGAUGAGGCAGAUGCUAUGACAAAAGAUGCGCAAAAUGCACUGAGGAGAGUGAUAGAGAAGUUCACAGAAAACACUAGGUUUUGCAUCAUUUGCAAUUAUCUAUCCAAAAUUAUACCUGCAUUGCAAUCAAGAUGUACACGCUUCAGAUUUGGUCCACUGAAACAAGAUCAAAUCAUUCCUCGUCUGGAGUAUGUUAUUGCCCAGGAAAGUGUGAAGUGCAAUGAGAGUGGAGUCAAAGCUCUGGUUACACUGGCCAAUGGGGACAUGCGUAAAGUCUUAAACAUUCUCCAGAGCACAUCUAUGGCAUUUGAUGAGGUGACAGAAGACAAUGUUUACACCUGUGUUGGGCACCCCUUGAGAAAGGACAUAGAGAACAUUGUUAACUGGGUUCUCAAUGAGAAUUUCACAACGGCUUAUAAGAAUAUAAUGAAUUUGAAAACCCAGAAAGGGUUGGCAUUAAGUGAUAUAUUGACUGAAGUUCACAGUUACGUACACAGAAUUGACCUACCACUUCACAUUCGCAUGCAACUAUUGGAGAAGAUGGCAGAUGUUGAAUACCGCCUGGCUGUUGGUACAAGUGAAAAAAUUCAGCUGAGUUCAUUGAUUGCCACAUUUCAAAUAGCCAGAGAUCUUUUGGCUAAAGAAGCCAAAUAAAUAUCUUUGAUUAUUGAUUUAUUGUAAUGUAAAUAAUAAAAUAUGCAUGAAUAU
Molecule: messenger RNA, 1171 nt
Organism: Physella acuta
Lineage: Eukaryota; Metazoa; Mollusca; Gastropoda; Physidae
Product: replication factor C subunit 5
Biological process (GO): DNA-templated DNA replication; DNA repair
Cellular component (GO): DNA replication factor C complex; nucleus
Molecular function (GO): DNA clamp loader activity; DNA binding; ATP binding
Source: RefSeq, a predicted model, not a curated record